AUGGGGAGCGAACAACUCAACUUAAAAAUUCUGAUGAAGAAAUUCCUCAGCGAGGAGAAGGAGUACAUCAAAUUUAUGAAUAAGGAUCAAAGGGAUAUCAUACUUUUCGAAAAGGAAAACUUUUACAUACAUGCAAAUACCCUCUGUGGAAUUGAAAGCAGGAAAAAAGAAAGGUACAACAGUAACUACACGUUUUCAUACAUAAAUUCUGUUGGCUAUAAAUAUAUUAGCAUACUUGAGAAAAGCAAAAUUAUUAAAUUUAUUGAAGACAAUGAAGAUAAUGACGAAAUUAAAGUAAAUUUUUUUGUGUAUGAUUUGAAGAAAAUUCUGAAUUUGCACGACUAUGUAGACGUGGAAGAUAAGGAUCAGGGCAUACAGGUGGACCUCUUUCAUUUGGACGUCGUGGGGGAUGUGGACAGGGAUAGCGAACAUGGGAAGGAAGAUGGGAAGAAAAAGGACUAUGUAAAAGGAAGUAGCGCUAAAGGUGCCACACCGGGGGGGAAACAUAAGGAGGAAGAAGGAGAAACAUUUAGCUCUGGUCACCGCAAGAGGAAGAGAGAAGGGGCGGAACUGCAAGAACGGGAAGGUGCCCAAACUGGGGUUCACACAAAGCCCGCAUAUCACGAAAAAAGCAGCAGUGAUCUCGACAAAGGUAUCGCCAACACUGUUGCGAAGGAAAAUUUCGUCUCCUUCGACAGCGUAAGAACCGUAUGUGACACAGAAAAAAUGGACAACUCACUAAUCCUUUAUGUGACGAAGGGGAGCCCGGAAAGUAAACAUAUCCUCAAUGAAAUCGACUCGUGGGAGAGAAUGGGGGAUUACAACUUCCUUCAGAGAGAUAUCCCCUCUCAAGAGUACGACCCGUUAAUCUAUUUCAAUUGUAACGAAGUUAACGCCCUGGAGGAAUUUGGAAACGAUGCGAGCAACAAUUAUGACUUCUUCAGAGUGGAGGUUACGGACCCAACGAAUAGGAAAGACCAUUCGGGAGGGAAUUCUCCGAUCGGAAGUGCCCCAAUUGGGGAAGAAGUUCAAAUAGAGGAGGCAACACAAGCGGGUAACCUCCACGAUGGGAAGAAUAAAAUAACGAAAAAUCAAAGUGGUGAAAAGGAUGGGGAAAAUAAAAGUAAUCACCAUGAGGACACCCCUGACAGUAGCCUGCAAAACAUGAUGAAGCAUUACUUCGGAAAAGACAAUUUUUUUAAAAAUAUUUUUCUCCAAAAUGUGAAUUUAUAUUCUGUUUUAAAAAACACAUAUUUUUCGAACACACAAAAUGAAACGCAAAUUGAUCAGUGCGUAAAAUUAAUUGUCGAUAAAUUCCACAGGGAUUACAUAAAAUUCAUGGAGAAUGAACAACAUAUUGGUUUGUCCACUUGUAACGAUUUUCUGAGAAGGUACUCCAAGCAUAACUACACACAUAUUUAUCAGAAGGGAGAUUUGUAUAAAAAUUUUGCCGAUUAUGACAUGCUGGACCUCGAUUUGAGCAUUAAUGAAUACAAUGUAGAGGGAAGACAUUCGCCCAAUCAGGUUAAUGACCAAUUCGAUGUUCAGUGUCAAAAUGGCCCUUCAGUGGAUGUAGAAGAUACGAAAUUUUUGGUUGGCCAAUUUAUCCCCCUAGAAAUAGUCCAAAAUUUCAAUGAUCACGAUAAGAUAAUUUUCUUUCACGAUUUGUUGGCUCAGUAUGUGCAAGCCGUAGGUGACAAACAGUGCUACAAUGCAAAUAGGGCACAUGUCAACUUCGUGCAUAAUUUUGUUAAUGACUUUUCCCUUAAGGAGAAUCUCUAUUGGGGGGUGAAUCCCAAGAGAGGUUGCCCACUCCCCCCAGAGGAACUUGUCCUAUCCGAUCCGGAAGACUUCCUUUUCGAUUUGGUACAGAAGGAGGCGGUCACCACGGGUGGAGAUGCCGUUCCAGUGGACGGAAAAGACGAUCAGAAAAAUAAAUUCCCAUUCACAGAAAACAACUGCGCAGUGGUAAGAAGCAAAAUUGACAGGAAAACCAUCUCAAAGAUGAAAUUAACAGACGAGCAGGCUAUAGCAAAUGAAGAAAUGACCAAGUCGGUACUCCUUAAAGAAGUUAACAUGCAGGACGCGUAUGACCAGAUUGGAAAAAACGCCAGUGACUUCAGUCGCAUAUAUAACCUUUUCGAACGAGAGCUUCUAAACAAAAGUAAUAUAAAAAAUGUAUACAUAAAUGGAAUAAAGAAAAACAUUAUCAUCGAUGAUGGUCAUAUGAAAACGAGAGUGGAAAAAAAAUCGUUAAAACUUAUCGACGAAAUUCACUUAACGUAUAAGAAGAGACCCAUUAUAUUGAUAGAAAAAGAGAGCAGCAACCACAUAAUUAACAGGAACAAUGUGGAAUCGUUUUUUGUACAUAACCGUUUGGAUAACUCUGGCCCUAAUAGGAAAGGGACUCAUGUCACAGGUGGUGCGGGUGACGGUGCAGCAGGGCCGUACAAUUCCAUACCUAUCAUAUACAAAAUGUUUAACAAAAAAAAAAGCAUAAAAUUUUCGUUCAUCGAAAAUGAUCAGAUUUCGAAAUUAACCGAAACGGACUGGAAGUGUGUCAUUGCAGUUAUCAUAAAAUCUAAGGAGUCGCUAAAAAACAUUUUAAAUGAAUACCCGUUCGAAAUUCCUACUGCGCUCUUCCAGCCAUUCAAAUCAUUUUUUUUUAUGUUCAAUGAUGUUAUAAUACCGUCCGAUUUGUUGACAGGUGGGAAUGUCGAUAUCAUCAGACUCAGUCGGGACAAGAGGAACGAGGAUUACCUCGCCGUUAAUAAAUUUUGGACCAACAUUGAGAAGUUCAUUUUGCAAAGACGGGACAGGUCUUGCUACACACGGAAAAGGAAGCUCUAG
Plasmodium cynomolgi strain B is the source of this 2850-nucleotide messenger RNA. RefSeq lists its product as hypothetical. Bases 1 to 2850 code for a protein of 949 amino acids. Gene Ontology annotation, cellular component: Cdc73/Paf1 complex. Lineage: Eukaryota; Apicomplexa; Aconoidasida; Haemosporida; Plasmodiidae. Gene Ontology annotation, molecular function: RNA polymerase II complex binding. Gene Ontology annotation, biological process: positive regulation of transcription elongation by RNA polymerase II; transcription elongation by RNA polymerase II. The transcript has 2 exons. The record is from RefSeq and is a predicted model, not a curated record.